UCCGGAAUGGGAGAAGCUCGGUGGAUUGUGCAGUAUAUGUAAUACGUCCCUGUUCCUCUGUCGGAAAGGGCGCAGCGUGAUACUGAUUGUAGAAUAACCAAAAUCCUCCAAUGCGCAUCGCCAAGUCGAGUGAUUCCUUGAUUCGAGCCCAGUUGGAACCGCAUUGCUCCGCGCCCACGGUCCUUCCACCAAGUAACCAGUCAGCACGAAUAGGGCCGUACAUAAUCUACGCCCGUAAGCCACGCCCGUAAGCCAACCCCGGCGCUCGGCGUCAGACGCAACUGCGGAGAGGGCUGACGCAUAAAAUGAAAUGUUGCUCCCUGCGUCCGCGCAGACUACUUGGUUCUGCAUGUCACCACUUUGGCUACACAGCAUGGCCCGAAAGCAAGUUUGGUUUAUCACCGGCUGCUCCAGCGGCUUCGGGGAGCAGUUUGUGCGCCAACUCCGCGCACUAGGUGACGACGUCGUCGCAACAGGCCGCAAUGCUGAGACGAAGCUCGCCUACCUGAAGGACACGGGCGCUACGAUCCUCGACCUUGAUGUCACAGCUCCACAGGCCGAAAUCGACGCCAAGUUCCAGCAGGCAGUUGACAUCUAUGGCGGUGUCGACGUGCUCGUUAAUAAUGCCGGGUUUAUCCAGUGUGGCGCGGUUGAGGAACUCACGUUGGUGACUUGAAUACACUGAGAAUGGGCCCAUUCUAAUGAACAUGACAGACAAG
Aspergillus versicolor CBS 583.65 is the source of this 719-nucleotide messenger RNA. RefSeq lists its product as uncharacterized. The transcript has a single exon. The record is from RefSeq and is a predicted model, not a curated record. The annotation marks the transcript as partial. Lineage: Eukaryota; Fungi; Ascomycota; Eurotiomycetes; Eurotiales; Aspergillaceae.